AUGGCCAUCAAAUUCUUAACAAUAUUGCUAUCAUCUUUCCUCCCUUGUUCAAUGGCAAUGAAUAACACCGGCUUUAUCCUACCAGUGAUACACAAAUACUCUCCACUCUCUCCAUACUUCAACACCAUUAAAAAUUCUUACGACGACAUCAUCUCACCAAUAAGCUAUGACACAGGUACCUACUUGAUGCCUAUCCACAUAGGUUCUCGUCUUGUUAAGCGAUAUGCUUCCAUUGAUACUGGCAGUGAUCUUGUAUGGAUUAACUGCAAACCUUGCAACUCAUGUCCUGAGAAAGAAAAUCCUCCAUUUGAUGAAACAACUUCUCUCACAUAUCAGAGGUUCCCUUGCCUUUCUUUAGUAUGUACCAAAGAAGAAGAUUUCUCAUGUUUGGAUAAUCGAUUCUGCAACUUCCGAAGAACAUAUCAAGAUGACACAGAAGUAAAGGGAGAGCUUGGCAUUGACAUUGUUCUGAUCCCCCUUGCAAAUGAGCCAAAGUUUGCAAACUUGAGCUUCUUCGCCUUCGGUUGUGCCCACUACAGUAAUGGUAGUUAUAACCGGCAGACUGAAGACGGUCUUUUAGGACUUGGUAGAGGGACACUGUCAUUCAUCAACCAGUUGAAAGCCGAAAGAUUCUCACAUUGCUUCCCUCCAUUAUAUAGAAACGACGGGAGAGGAGAAAUGAAGUUUGGUUCAAAUGCUGAACUUAUUGGAGGAAGAACACCAAUGUUAGAUGUCCCUGGGAGACAAUUCAAUUACUUUGUAAAGUUGCAAGGUAUCAGUGUGGGUGAUGUCAGACUGGACCUUCCAGACAGAUACUUUGAUCUAAGAUCAGAUGGCAAUGGAGGUUUCAUUAUCGACUCCGGGACGGCAUUAUCAACCCUUUCCGACUAUGCUUACUACUCAAUGUUGCCAAUGCUGGACAAAGCCAUUGGAGUUAAGCGAGUGAAACAGAAUAUGUAUCCAUACCGAACAUGCUACUGGGCGACAGAAAGGCAAACAAGAAGAGUUAGGUUAACUUAUCACUUUGCCGAAGUUGACAUCCCGUUCCAUAGUUCAGGAGUGUUCACCAAUUUAAAUAGUUACAUUAUGUGUCUCUCCAUUAAUCCUAAUGGAGAUAGUGGACCUUCGGUUCUGGGUGCAUUAGGCCAAACAGACUUGAAUAUUGGUUAUGAUCUCACUGGUAAAUUUAUUUUCAUGAAACCUAGGUUGUGUUAA
This is a messenger RNA of Dioscorea cayenensis subsp. rotundata (Guinea yam), 1215 nucleotides long. RefSeq names its product aspartic proteinase CDR1-like. Gene Ontology annotation, cellular component: extracellular region. The transcript has a single exon. Lineage: Eukaryota; Viridiplantae; Streptophyta; Magnoliopsida; Dioscoreales; Dioscoreaceae. The record is from RefSeq and is a predicted model, not a curated record. Bases 1 to 1215 code for a protein of 404 amino acids.